CAAGAGUCAGAGCUCUCCAUGGACGCCGAGGUCAGCAACGGUUCAGGCCUCGGGAGUGAGCGCAUCACAAACCUUCUAGUAUUUGGCUUCCUCCAAAGCUCCUCUGAUAAGUUCCAGCAGGAGCUAGACACAUUGGGCCAGGAGCUGUUCGAUGGAGCCUUGCUGCAGGCCUGCCAGGACGAUGAGCUGCAGACGGAUGGCAACCGGGCCAGCCACUUCUGCGAGAGAAUAGAGGCAGAUUCCGACAGUCAAGAGGAGAUCAUCCAGAACAUUGCCAGGCACCUGGCCCAAGUGGGGGAUGAGAUGGACCGCAGCAUCCACCCGGGGCUGGUGAACAGCCUGGUGGUGCAGUUUAUGAACCGGAGUCUGAGUGAGGAAGACAGAAGGAACUGCCUGGCUUCUGCCCUGAAAGACUUGGGUCAGGCCUACCCUAAAGAUAUGGAGAUGGAGAAGGCCACGCUGAUAAUGGCAAUGCUGUUGGCCAAAAAAGUGGUCAAUCACACACCAUCCUUGUUCCGUGAUGUCUUCUGCACAACAGUGAACUUUAUUAACCAGAACCUACUCAUCUACGUGAGGAACUUAGUCAGAAAUGAGAUGGACUGAAUAGGUCCCACAGAAGCAGGACUGGCUGAAACUCCACAGAUCAGACGGAAGCACAGCCACAGUACUGCCAAAGGAGAAGGAGCUGUGGCCACAUAACCAGGCAGCUUGGAGAGGACCAGUCCUGGACAGGAGUCACUUGCCCCGGUUCUCAGGGUGAUGCUUCAGGGCUGGUGACCCAUUUAGACAUUUCUGCACUGUGAUACUUGAGUGAAAAUGAAAACGUUAACUUACAUACAUCUGAAGGGGACUCCAAGACAUCUCCAACAUCUACAACCUGGUGCCUUUCUUAGCUCAGCUGUACAGGUUCUCACUGGAAAAUUAAAUUUAAAAAGCAGGUUGUAAGGCAGAAGGAAAAAAGCCACAAUGUUUUUCUUUUUAAAAAAGUUACCGUUUAAUCUUUGAAGUACAAUGGGGCAUGGUCUUACAGCAGUCACCUGUUUUAGGAGGGCAGG
Messenger RNA from Perognathus longimembris pacificus (Pacific pocket mouse), 1055 nucleotides. RefSeq names its product BH3 interacting domain death agonist (gene Bid). The coding region runs from base 19 to 603 and encodes 194 amino acids. Lineage: Eukaryota; Metazoa; Chordata; Mammalia; Rodentia; Heteromyidae. The record is from RefSeq and is a predicted model, not a curated record. Gene Ontology annotation, biological process: positive regulation of release of cytochrome c from mitochondria; positive regulation of extrinsic apoptotic signaling pathway; positive regulation of intrinsic apoptotic signaling pathway. Gene Ontology annotation, cellular component: cytosol; mitochondrion; cytoplasm. The transcript is spliced from 5 exons.